UUCUUGCACAAAACGGAAUUGAAAAGUUCAUUGUUUAUCGCGUACCAGUUUAGCGAAUAGAACUUGUUUGUUUAUUUCGAAGUCGAAUUCAGUUUGUUUUGAUUCGAUUUUCCAGUUUACACUGAGAGAAAAAGUUUACCGUUUAUUUAAAAAAAAAAAACAAUUCAAAUCAAAUCGUGUUUUUUUUUAUUUCGUUUAUUUUCUCACUAUGUCAAGUAUGCCGUUGGUAAAUCAAAUAGAACCGUUUAUUCCCGGCACGAUCCCGUUCGCGCAGUUUUUGGAGCAGUUAGAUUGGGUGUUUGCGCAUCAUAAAGUGACAAGUCCGGAGGAGCAAAAAGUGUCGUUUUUGGCUACUUGUAGUAGAGAAGUGUAUAGUGAGCUGAAGCUUCUUUUUUCCGGAAAAGAUUUCAAAAACGUAUCGUUUAAAGAGAUUACGGAUGCUCUGAAGAAGCGAUACGACAAGACGGAAAGCGAUUUGAUCCAGCGGUACAAGUUUUACCAACGUGUCCAAGGUCCGAAUGAAAGUGCAGAGGAUUUUAUUCUUGCUGUCAAGCUCCAGGCAGAAAUGUGUGAUUUCGGAGAGUUUAAGGACAUGGCGAUUCGUGAUAAACUGGUUUGUGGUAUCAGCAACAAGGAAUUGCAGCAGCGUUUGUUUGAUGAGGAGGAUUUAACUCUGGCCAAAGCGGAGAAGCUCAUUGUGAACAGAGAGUUAGCAGGAGCAAGAGCUAAGUUGAUCUCUGGUGAUUCGACUCGUGUUAGCGUUUUGAACAGACUUGGGAAGCGUGACAGUCGUGUGGUUUCUCGAGAUCGCUCACGAGGAAGGAGUCGAGAACCAAGCAGAAGGAGAAGUCGAAGCCGUUCAGUUUCUUUUGAUCGCAGGAAUCGUUCUUCAUCCAGGACUCAAAGUUUGUUUUGCAACUUCUGUCGUAGGAAAGGUCAUGUACGUCGUUUUUGUUAUGACUUGAAGAACAAAGCAAAAAAAGUAAAGUUUGUCGAUUCUCCAGCAGAAAAGCCCAAAAUGACUGAGUAUCAGAAAAGUUUAAGACGUCGUUUGAAUCGUUCAGUUUCGGAUGAUGAAAUGGACUGUUUGUUGAUUUCUUCAGUCAACAGAAUCAACGAACCGUGUUUCCGUAACGUUUACGUUGACGGCUUGCGGUUAAAAAUGGAAGUCGAUUGUGGCGCUGCAGUUUCCGUCAUCAGUUUUGAGAUGUACGAGGGAGAUUUCGAUCAUAUUCCAUUGCAAAAAUGCGACAAGAAGUUAGCAGUGAUCAAUGGGAGUCGUUUGAAGGUUGAAGGACAGAUUCAAGUUUAUGUCGAGUUUAAUAAUCAGAAAAAGGAUGUUUAUCUGAUUGUUUUGCGAAGCGACAACUGUUUCACGCCUUUGCUUGGACGAGAUUGGCUGGAUCUGUUUGUUCCUGAUUGGAGAAGAGCGUUUGGAAGCAACAUCAAUCAACUGGCAGUUUCGACAGACCAGACCGUUGCAGAGAUACAGAGUUUCCGUUGGAGGUCGGGUGUAUCUGGCGCACCGCAAUCAACUCAAGGUGUUUGGCACUAACAAGAAAAGGUGUGGUUUGAUUUUUGCGAGGGGAAAGGAGAGCAGUCCAGCACGUAAACGAAGUAGGGAAGACGAUAACGACGAGAGCUUUGACGACGAUGCUAGCGACUUCCUCGGUUUCGCAGCGGAUUCGUUUAUUUACCGAGACACACCUGACGAUCAACCAAUGGUUUGUGAUUGGGAUGGUGUUGGUUCGGGCAGCAACUGUUUACCGCUUGAGGGAGUUGAUCCUCAAGAAGGCACAUCUACGCGGCAGUGGUCGCGAUCGAAGCAAACGAAUUCACCCGAAUGUUCGAGUCAUCCGUACAUUAGUUUACGUCGUUCGAGGAGAUCGAAGCGUCCUCGGAAAGAUCCCGAUUUCGUGUUUUAUUGAUACUUUCAAAAUUAGUUUAAAUAAGUUUCCACGGCAGUGAAGUUUAGCCGUUUUUUCGAAGUUUAGUUUGCGGCAGUUUUAGUUUUGCCGUAGUUUGAAUUUAUAUGGCAGUGAAGUUUCGCCAUGAUCGAAUGUAAGUUUAAAAUAAAGGGGGAAGAACUGUGGUGACCACCCGGCAAUAGAUUGUUUUUAAGACAAUAGAUUGUUUACAGUUGA
This is a messenger RNA of Malaya genurostris, 2144 nucleotides long. RefSeq lists its product as uncharacterized. The transcript is spliced from 2 exons. The record is from RefSeq and is a predicted model, not a curated record. The coding region runs from base 209 to 1555 and encodes 448 amino acids. Lineage: Eukaryota; Metazoa; Arthropoda; Insecta; Diptera; Culicidae.